GGCCUCCAUCACAGCACCCCUUCCUUAACUCGCUUCUCCGCCUCAUAGUCUUUGCGUGUCCUCUGCCCAAAACUUCUCUCUCUCUCUCUCCUCCUCUGUUUUUGCUCCAUAUCCAAGCAAACACCAUAUCUCUCUCUUUGUUACAGUCUCUUUUCUAUUAUUGACAAAAACAGUCAAAGCUUGAAAAAUACAAGAAAACAAGUUGCUACAGCUAUUUAAUUACUAGUAAUAGUAAUUGGUGAUGUCUUUCGUUGGUGUUUUUGUUUCUGAUCAAUGGCUUCAAAGUCAAUUCACUCAAGUCGAACUUCGCAGCCUUAAAUCCAAAUUCAUUUCAGUUAAGAAUCAGAAUGGAAAAGUUACAAUUGGAGACUUGCCGCCUUUGAUGGCGAAAUUAAAGGCUUUCAAUGAGAUGUUUAAUGCGGAAGAGAUCCGGAAUAUCUUGGCUGAAUCAGGUUCCGACGUCAAUGAUGAGAUUGAUUUCGAAAGCUUCCUUAAAACAUACUUGAAUCUGCAAGCUCGAGCUGCCUCUAAAUUAGGCAGUUCUAAAAAUUCGUCUUCCUUCCUGAAGGCCUCCACAACUACACUUCUUCACACGAUCAGUGAAUCAGAGAAAGCAUCAUAUGUAGCUCAUAUAAACAGCUAUCUAAGAGACGAUCCAUUCUUAAAGCAAUUUCUUCCAGUCGAUCCAGCUUCGAAUGCUUUGUUUGAUCUGGCAAAGGAUGGAGUUCUUUUAUGUAAGCUGAUCAAUGUUGCUGUACCUGGCACAAUAGACGAGCGAGCUAUUAACAUGAAACGAGUAAUCAACCCGUGGGAGAGAAAUGAGAAUCACACCCUUUGCCUCAAUUCUGCAAAGGCUAUUGGAUGCACUGUUGUUAAUAUUGGCACUCAAGACCUGGUUGAAGGACGACCUCAUCUAGUACUUGGGCUGAUUUCUCAAAUUAUCAAGAUCCAACUAUUGGCAGAUCUCAACCUCCGGAAGACCCCUCAGCUCGUCGAACUGGUGGAGGACAGCAAUGAUGUUGAGGAGCUCAUGGGGUUAGCACCAGAAAAGCUCUUACUAAAAUGGAUGAAUUUUCAUCUAAAGAAAGCUGGUUACAAGAAAACAGUAGCAAAUUUUUCUUCUGACCUGAAGGACGGGGAGGCCUAUGCUUACCUUCUUAAUGUACUUGCACCAGAGCAUUGCAGCCCAGCGACUUUGGAUGUCAAGGAUCCCACUGAGAGAGCUAACUUAGUUCUUGAGCAUGCAGAGAAAAUGGAUUGCAAAAGAUAUCUAGAUCCGAAGGACAUCGUUGAAGGCUCUUCCAACUUAAAUCUUGCUUUUGUUGCACAGAUAUUCCAUCAGAGGAGUGGAUUGUCUACUGACAGCAAGAAGGUCUCCUUUGCAGAGAUGAUGACAGACGACGAGCUAAUUUCCAGGGAAGAGAGAUGCUUCCGACUAUGGAUUAAUAGUCUCGGGAUAAACUCUUACGUCAAUAAUUUGUUUGAAGAUGUCAGAAAUGGAUGGGUACUUUUGGAAGUAUUGGACAAGGUUUCUCCAGGAUCUGUUAAUUGGAAGCACGCAACAAAACCUCCAAUUAAAAUGCCAUUUCGGAAAGUAGAAAACUGCAACCAAGUUGUCAGGAUUGGGAAGCAGUUGAAACUUUCCCUUGUAAAUGUGGGUGGAAAUGACUUUGUCCAAGGGAAUAAGAAGCUUAUACUUGCUUUCCUGUGGCAGUUGAUGAGGUUUAAUAUGCUUCAGCUUUUGAAGAACUUGAGAUCGCGUUUCCGAGGGAAGGAGAUUACUGAUGCUGAUAUUCUAGUUUGGGCAAACAAAAAAGUGAAAAGCACUGGAAGAACAUCUAAAAUGGAGAGUUUUAAGGAUAAGAAUCUUUCAAGUGGAUUAUUCUUUCUCGAGCUUCUCAGUGCUGUGGAGCCAAGGGUUGUUAAUUGGAAUCUUGUUACCAAGGGUGAAAGUGAUGAGGCAAAGAAAUUGAAUGCUACUUAUAUCAUCAGCGUUGCACGGAAACUUGGGUGCUCUAUCUUUCUGUUGCCUGAGGAUAUCAUGGAGGUUAACCAAAAGAUGAUCCUUACUCUCACUGCCAGCAUAAUGUACUGGAGCCUUCAGCAGACAGCAGAAGAGGCGGAGUCGGCAUCUCCUGCGAGUACUAUAACUGAUGCAUCACCAGUACGAUCUACAAAUGGUUCAAUGUCCCCCUUGAUUGCUGCUUCGCCUGAUGCAUCCCCUGCACCGUCAAUUAGUGGAGCAUCCUCUCCUGUGGUGGAUGCAUCUCCAGCACCAUCUGUCUAUGGAGAUGAAGAAAGCCAACUAAUCGCUGAAGUGUCAAAGUUGGCAGAUGAUGAUGCGUCGUCUGAUGUGUUAGCAUCCCCGGAGCAGGCUGAAAAUGCAGAGAUACCAUCAGAUGUGCACAGGGAUGCUGAAAAUGCAGAGAUACCAACAGAUGUGCACAGGGAUGCUGAAAGUGCAGAGAUACCAACAGAUGUGCACAGGGAUGCUGAAAGUGCAGAGAUACCAACAGAUGUGCACAGGGAUGCUGAAAGUGCAGAGAUACCAACAGACGUUUGCACGGAUGCUGAAAAUGUGGAAAUACCAUCAGAUAUGCCCUCAUCCCCGCAACUUGAGGAUACAGAACAACAGAGUGGCCUCUCACAUGAAGUUGAAAAUGAGGGUACAAAACCAGAUAAUGAACAUUAGUUGGAAGUUGUCUGUUUUACAAGCUCAAGGGACAGAGAAUAAGCAAGGGGAGAAAGCAAGACCAACGAAAAUAAACAAAGAGAAUGUGUUUUUAGAUGAAUGAUAGUAAAGUGCGAAAUGUGAUUAGAUACGAAUAUAGAUUUAAGUACACAAUGUUAUCAAUUCAGGAAGAUAGUACACACCUUUGGAGAACAACUGUACUUUUUCCAAUUUUGUUUCCUGCUAGUUUUAUAUAGAUAUUUCUUUUUGAAUGUAAGUAGCGUUUGGUCCAUUUGAUGUAUGGCUUAGAUUGUGAAAAUUUUCCCAAUGAUUCAUGCUCAUGAAUACGCAGACGAUGUAUACUGCUAGUAUCCUGAAGUUUGGAUAGACUGUUUUUUGAGGUAGCAGGAUUUGGGGGUAGAAGGGUUAUUCGUGUUUUAUAUAAUCAUUGUGCAUUUUUUGAUGUAAACGCACAUUAAAAGUGUAUUUUUUGAAUGUUGAGGACGUUUUCAAUUUUGAGGUU
Nicotiana attenuata is the source of this 3194-nucleotide messenger RNA. RefSeq names its product fimbrin-1-like. The transcript has 14 exons. NCBI's taxonomy places the organism in Eukaryota, Viridiplantae, Streptophyta, Magnoliopsida, Solanales, Solanaceae. The record is from RefSeq and is a predicted model, not a curated record. Gene Ontology annotation, molecular function: actin filament binding. Gene Ontology annotation, biological process: actin filament bundle assembly; actin filament network formation. Gene Ontology annotation, cellular component: cytoplasm; actin filament; actin filament bundle. The coding region runs from base 242 to 2692 and encodes 816 amino acids.